GAUAACGCCAGAUAAGGCACAGUAGGAAAAGAAUUUUGGCCACUCCCUUGUAUUUCGUAUUUUGAAUUCUCCAUCACACUGUGAGAUUGGAAGAUCCUGAGUGCUAAGGAUCUAACCUUUUCCUUCAAGGCCUUUCACAUCCUCUGUUCCUCUGAACACGUCCUGAGAGCGAAGGAUUGGUCUCAUAUUGUUUCCUUUCUGGAGGGAGAACUUGGUCCUGAGUGCAAAGGAACCAAAGAAAUCUCAUUUAAUCCUUUUUCCCUGAAGUUAUCCUGAGUGCUAAGGAUAUAUUGUCAUAUCAUCCUUGCCUCUCAAGUGUUUUGUGUUGUUUUGCUCCAUUAUGUCUACCUAGACAUCCUAACUACAGUAAUUAGAAGGAAAAAACUUUCAGGUAACCAGAAAUGGCAUCAAGUGUCCAAGAAAUGCUCAUUGCAAGUGUUCCUGAUCAUCUGAAAGAGGAGGUAUCAGGCCUAAUCUCAUCCUCUAGAACUGAAGAAGAAGAGAGACUGAGAAAAAGAAGAUCUGAAGGACGCAAGUUUGCUCAAUUCACUGAUGACGAGAUCAAGAGGAAAGGAGAGAGCAUGAGCUUGCAUUUGGCUAUUGCAAGGCUUGUGAUGGAAGUUUGGUCACCUAAAAUGAAAAGACAUGUUGAGCAUUUAAUAUUGCAGAAAGCAGUGCAAGAGAAGUACCUGGAAGAGAGGCACUUGAAGUGGGUAAAUGUCCUUGAUGGGCAUGAAAGUGACAGCCUCACAGAGGAGGAAAGUUGGCUGAUUGAUAAUCAGGAUGAUACAAUGGUUGACCUGUUGUGGAACAUCUUCAACAUGAAGCAGCACUUCCAGCAAACUUAUGGUCACCGCCUCUGGAUUCAGAGAAGUUUUGACCGUCUGUCCAGUUUCAUGCCAGAGCUACAUCCAGAGAUCAUCGACCGUCAUGACCUCAGUAAGUUUGCCUUCAGCCAGGCCGUAGGCUACACAAUCAAGUGGGUCCAUAAUGGCUGGCACAGUAUCUGGGCUGUGUCAUGUAAUCUGCAUCUCAACAAUGAACCACACCACCCAGAUAUGUGGUCAAAUAAUCUCACACCCCAGGAGAAACACCGCAGGCUCGAGCUCUGGACAAAAGAUGCAUGCGACUUCCACAAAGGAACCCCUUAUGGAAUAUCUCUGACAGCCAUCAACCUAAGAUCUGAGGAGCUGGCUCUUCCAUUCCUUCUAGAGAGUUUCAUAGACAUGGUGGCAAUAGAAUGGGAGAGGAAAAAGGGAAAGAAUCCCAAUAUCACAAAUGCAGACCUGGCCUAUGUCCAUGAAAGGUACCUUGAACGCUACUCUAUACAGCAGAAGCAAAUAAUACAGAAAUUGAUAAAGACAAUUCAAAGCAGUGAAGAGGAAGACCAGAGUUCUAUAGGAUUCAUUACAGAGGGACUUUUUCAGUAGGAACAUUCAGGCUUCAGUAUAGGAGUCUGUAGUGACACCAAGCAUAGGCAAGAAUGAAAAGGUUGGUCCUGAAUAAAGUGCAGUCUCAAAGUUAAACAGACCAGAUCACUUUAUUGACAGGUGUCAUGUAUAUAUGUAUGUGUGUAUAUGAGUAUGUGUGUGUGUAUAUA
Molecule: messenger RNA, 1600 nt
Organism: Penaeus indicus
Lineage: Eukaryota; Metazoa; Arthropoda; Malacostraca; Decapoda; Penaeidae
Exons: 2
Coding region: 402-1430 (342 amino acids)
Source: RefSeq, a predicted model, not a curated record